AUGAGCAAGUCUAAGUUCCAAGUGAUCAUCGUAGGAGGGUCAAUUGGGGGCUUGACGUUAGCACAUUGCCUGCGAAAGGCGAGAAUCGAUCAUAUUGUCCUCGAGAAGUCGAGCAGCCCAGCACCCCAAAUCGGGGCUUCCAUCGGGAUCCUGCCUAAUGGAGCUCGGGUAUUGGACCAACUUCAACUAUAUGAUGACAUUGAGGGUCACAUCGAACCGCUGAGCACGGCAACUAUCGGUCUUCCUGACGGAUUCAGCUUCAGUAGCUCUUAUCCCAAAAUCAUAACGCAAAGGUUUGGAUUUCCAAUAGCAUUUUUGGAUCGCCAAAAGUUGCUAGAGAUCCUAUACCGAAGCUAUCCGGAUCAUAGCAAGAUCCGUCUGGGAGAGAAGGUGACGGCUAUCGAGUCUACCCAUGAUGGUGCCACAGUGAUCACGGCGACUGGCACAGUCUAUCGAGGUCAUCUUGUGGUCGGAUCGGACGGUGUCCACAGCACAGUCCGCCAGGAAAUCUGGAGCGCAAGCGAGAGAUUUGGCUUAGUUUCGCAGCAAGAGAGAUCCAGCCUCACAGUCGAGUUUCGUUGCAUCUUCGGUAUCUCAACCGCGAUUAAAGGAUUAAACGUGGGGGAGCAAGUGAAUGCGCUAUUCAAUGGUCUGACCAUUGUCACGAUCCAUGGAAAAGGUGGCCGGGUGUAUUGGUUCGUCAUACAGAAAUUGGGCAAGAAAUACACAUAUCCCAACUGUCCUCGCUACACGAAACGAGAUAUGUCCGUGGUGGCGGAGGAACUGAGAAAUAUACAAUUCUACCGGGGUAUUACUUUCGGCAAACUAUGGGAAUCCCGGGAGAGUGCUUCGAUGACAGUGUUGGAGGAGAAUACCCUCAAAACCUGGUAUCGCAACCGAUUGGUUCUCCUGGGCGACAGUGUUCAUAAGAUGACACCGAACAUCGGUCAGGGAGCAAACAUGGCAAUUGAGGACGCCGCAGCUCUGACGAAUCUGCUCCGAAGAUUGCUGAAAAUCCCAGGCAGCUCACUACCAUCAAAUUCUCAGAUCGAGAUGCUGUUGCAUCAAUAUCGCGAGCUUCGAUACCAGCGUGUUCAAUCUAUUUACCGUAGCUCACGAUUCUUGGUCCGCUUCCAGGCUCGAGAUGGUCUGUUGAACGUACUUCUAAGUCGAUACUAUGCCCCCUACGCGAAGGAUCUCCCGGCUGACAUGGCGUCCAAGACCAUUGCCGAUGGGGUGAUGUGUGACUUCCUGCCUCCUCCAAAACGCAGCGGAGAUGGGUGGGAGAGCUACCGAACAAACGGCCAAACAUGGGGCUGGCGGGCUCAAGCCGCGAUGUAUAGUCUUAUUCUUGCGGUUUUGUACGCCUGGAUCAUUCGCGCUCCAUUAGACUACCUAUUCUCUAUCCCUGGGAAGGAUAUCCGCGGCAAAUUGAUCAUUGCAUUUAAUGAAUGGCUUCAACUGCCAAAUGACAAGCUAGCUAUAGUAAAGGAAGUCGUUGAUCAUUUACAUACGGCAUCUUUGCUCAUCGACGACAUACAAGACGCAUCAAGAAUUCGUCGGGGCCGCACCGUGGCUCACGACGAAUCUCUGUUUGGCGUAGCUCAAACCAUCAAUGCGGCCAACUAUGCAUAUUUCCUACAACAGGAGAGAUUGAACGAAUUUGGUGACCCGCGCGCAUUCCAUGUAUUCACCCAGGCGCUCCUAGACCUGCAUCGGGGCCAGGGGAUGGAUCUCUACUGGCGUGAUGCAGUGGUAUGUCCGACGGAGGAAGAAUACAUCCGCAUGGUCAUCUAUAAAACCGGAGGGCUGUUUCAACUUGCAGUGGAAUUGAUGCAGAUCCAAAGCACCACGAACACGGACUUCUCCGGGCUGGUGGAGUUAUUGGGCAUGAUUUUCCAAAUCCGUGAUGACUACAUGAAUCUUCAGAGUGGACUUUAUGCCGAGAAAAAAGGGCUGAUGGAAGAUCUGACGGAGGGCAAGUUCUCUUUUCCGGUCAUCCAUAGCAUUCAUGCAGCGCCCGAAAAUACAGAACUAGUUGAUAUCCUCAAGCAGCGCAGUGAGGACCAAGCUGUCAAAAUACGUGCUGUGCAAUAUAUGGAGUCAACUGGGAGUUUUCGGUAUUGCCGUGAGACUUUGGGUCGAUUGACUGAGCGGGCACGCAGUCACGUUCAAGAGCUGGAGACUUUCUUGGGUCCGAACAAGGGAAUCCACCGAAUCCUCGACUUACUCGAUGUUCAGCCACCGAGUGAAAGAUCAUGUGGUUAA
Molecule: messenger RNA, 2268 nt
Organism: Penicillium daleae
Lineage: Eukaryota; Fungi; Ascomycota; Eurotiomycetes; Eurotiales; Aspergillaceae
Product: FAD/NAD(P)-binding domain-containing protein
Exons: 6
Coding region: 1-2268 (755 amino acids)
Biological process (GO): isoprenoid biosynthetic process
Molecular function (GO): FAD binding
Source: RefSeq, a predicted model, not a curated record